Messenger RNA from Microthlaspi erraticum, 336 nucleotides. Lineage: Eukaryota; Viridiplantae; Streptophyta; Magnoliopsida; Brassicales; Brassicaceae. The record is from the annotation of a GenBank genome assembly.
AUGGUACCUUGGUACCAAGGAUUCAAAGGAACGAUUACUGCUGUAAAAUCUGAAUCUGAAUCUGAGUUAGGAGGUACCAGAUACCUAACAGAAGGAAAGCUUCAAUUUGUUAAUGACAACACUCAUAUCAUAAGGGAGCUGCCUAUAAAGAGGAAUAUAAGGAUGUCGAAGCUAAGGAGUGCAAAAUUGGGGGAUAUUGUUGUCACACUAGGUAAAGGAAAGCGUCCAAAGACUGAUGAAGACUGUUUCAAAGAGAAACAUGAACUAAAACUAACAAAGGCUCUGGUGGUCUCUUGUAAAGAAAAUGGUUCUAUUGGACAGCAAUGGCCAGCUUAA